GUUUGUGUGCGGCACAUGGUGGUGGUAUCGUUUGGCGUCUCUGUUUGUUCCAGUGAACUGUAAAAAAAUAGUAACACGGUAUUUUAAAAUACGGCUGAAGUUUUAUGAAAGUUCGGCGUUUUGAGCUUUGUUUUUAAAUUGACAAUUAUUUGUUGAUUUUGUACCAUACCGGCAUACCCAAGGUAUUACACGCAAGUUUUAUGAAACUGAGCUUGAUUGUAAAUGCGAAAAGAAAAUUUUUGACCAACAGGAAGAAAUGUCUGAAGAAUCAAGAACAUUGCUUUGCACUGAAUCAGUUAGUGAACUGAACACCAAUCUAGGCAGUGAGAAAAAUUCGAAAAUUUAUGUGGAAAGUCGUGAUCAAGAUCGUGAUCGUCCACAUGCAACAUCAAAUCUGGACACUUGUGCACAUUUGAUUAAAUCCAAUAUUGGAACAGGACUGCUUGGUUUACCUGCUGCUGUCAUGCACGCAGGCAUUGUGGUUGGUCCAGUUUGCCUUGCAGUCAUGGCAAUUAUUUCUGUUCAUUGCAUGCAUCUUCUUGUUGAAAGUUCUCAUGUCUGGUGUAAAAUGAAAAGAAAAUCAGCUAUGAGUUUUUCUGAGAUUGCUGCUGAAUGUAUGGAGAAGUUUUAUCCUGGGAAAGGAUGGGUUGGAAGCAUCGUGGUCAACGUAUUCCUCUGUGUAACUCAACUUGGAUUUUGCUGUGUUUAUGUUUUAUUUGUUGGGAGAAAUAUUGAGCAAAUCGUAUCAAAUUACUCCACGUUCAACGUAUCUAUAACUAUCUGGAUAGUUAUUAUUGUACCUUACUUUGUGGCGUUUUCUUAUAUCAAGAAUUUAACGGCCAUAUCUUGGUUGUCUUUAAUUUCUAUAUUUUGCAUGAUUCUUGGAGUCAUUUUUAUCUUCUACCAUUUAAUCUCAAAUAUUGGCGAUCCAUCUGGUCUUCCUGCUUUUGCUGGUGUAGAUACUCUUCCUUUGUUUUUUGGUGUUGCAAUUUAUGCCUACGAAGGAAUUGGUUUGAUUUUACCAUUGGAGAAUCAAAUGAAAAAACCUGAAAAUUUUUCUUGGAUUUUAAAUCUCUGUAUGGCAUUUGUUACAAUUUUAUAUGUUUCGAUGGGCUUAUUCGGGUACCUGAUGUGUAAAGAACAAUGUAAAGGCAGCAUAACGCUCAAUCUUGGUUCUGGAAUAUUUGUCACUAUCACGAAAGGCCUAAUUACUGCUGGAAUAUUUCUCACUUAUUUCAUUCAAGUUUAUGUUCCAUUCGAUAUUCUUGAACCGUGGUUUCUUAAACAUAUUUUGAAAGGUGAAUCGUUUUUUAAGAGUCUGGUUUUUCGAACUUUCGUGGUUGUUUUUACAGGUGUACUUGCAUCAGUCAUACCACAAUUGGAUAAUUUUAUUGCUCUGGUUGGGGCACUAAGUAGUUCGGCUCUAGCUCUAGUCUUUCCUGCAGUAUUUCAUUCAAUAUCAUGUCCAGAUCUCUCCAAGAUUGUUCAUACAAAAAACAUUGCAAUUGCUAUAUUUGGUUCAGUUGGAGGUAUCUUUGGAACGUUUGUAUCAAUAAAGAGUAUUAUUGAUAAUUAUUAGUUCCUUAAAAACAACCUAAUCUCUCAUGAAUUUUACUAUACCCGGUAAAAAGAGAUUAUUGCCACAAAAGACAAAAAACCUUGACGGAGGCCGCUUUUUGAAGCCAUUUUCCGUUGAGAUAGCUUUGUCGACACGAACGAGACAUUUUGGGGUUGUUUUUAAGGUAUCGUAAGAUCGCAACAUUCUGCAGUUCUGAGUUUUUUUUUAUCGGCUUGAUCAAAUCAACGGUUGAGGACACGUCACUUCUUAUUCAAAUUUAUUGAUGAUAAAGAGUAUUUGAUAUUUUUAUAAUUACUUGAUUAAAAGCAAUAAUCUUGCUCCAUAAUCAAUAUUGUAAUGAUAUAUAUAAUAUCUAAAGAAUGAACGACAAACACUGCUGUUUUAUUAAUUAUUGAUUGAAAAUAAUGAUAUUUUAACAUUGAUUUAUAUCUGUUUACGUAGACCACAUUUGAACGUUAGCUAUAAUAUCAUGAUAUGUUUUGUUAACUACUAGGUCAUAUAAACUAUACCUGUGUCGAAAUUGCAACCCCCUGUCUUUUCGUGCAAGGAGAAACAAUAGGGUGUGACAGGAAAAACACUUGUAUGCGAAUGUCUUCGCUACUUCAAAUUUGCAUGUCUUGCAGUAUUAAACCCAAUUAAACCUGUUUAGGCCCAUGCCCAUUCCAACUUUUUAUAUACACUACAUGAAGUAGCGCGCGCCAAGUUGGUGGCAGAAGCACUGACAAGAGAAGUGGCAACGAAGCAGCAAUUUGGACGAACGGACAAAGUGAAAUUAUAUUAUCAAUUGUUGAUGUCAGUAUUGUUCGCCGAAUCGUGAUGUAUCGUGUACCAGGUGCUGGAGGUGACCCAAAAUCAAACAAUAUAUCGGAAGAGAAAAAAUUAGCUAGGCAAUCCGUUUGGCAUUCUAUCUAUUUUUAUGUUGGCUAUGUAAUGAUUCUCAGGUUGGGUUCAAAACUGUUGAGUCUGAAAGGUGUUGUGUAAUAAGAAGAUUUAAAGAUGUGUUAGGUACUUUGCUUAUAAAAAGGAAAAGCUUAUCUAUUUGUUUACAUGCUAGUCAAAAUUUUGUAUGCAUGGUUAUUAAAUGCAUGUAAAUAAUGCCUAGACCUUUGUAAUUCAAUGAAACAUGAUCAUUUUUUAUAGUUUUGGCUGUUUUGCCAUUCUCAUUUUUGUUGUUGAUUGUUGUUAUUUUUUGUUUUGCUUUGUAUGACAAAACAUUUGGACAGUCGGAUAUUUUUGUAGAAGAAACUUGAAAUGUCAUAGAAUACAAUUAAUAAAAAGCUGGAUCCUGUA
Molecule: messenger RNA, 2869 nt
Organism: Xenia sp. Carnegie-2017
Lineage: Eukaryota; Metazoa; Cnidaria; Anthozoa; Malacalcyonacea; Xeniidae
Product: proton-coupled amino acid transporter 1-like
Exons: 12
Coding region: 257-1579 (440 amino acids)
Biological process (GO): amino acid transmembrane transport
Cellular component (GO): vacuolar membrane
Molecular function (GO): amino acid transmembrane transporter activity
Source: RefSeq, a predicted model, not a curated record